This is a messenger RNA of Necator americanus (New World hookworm), 678 nucleotides long. RefSeq lists its product as uncharacterized. The record is from RefSeq and is a predicted model, not a curated record. The transcript has 4 exons. Lineage: Eukaryota; Metazoa; Nematoda; Chromadorea; Rhabditida; Ancylostomatidae. Bases 1 to 678 code for a protein of 225 amino acids.
AUGAAAUUGGAGUACUGCGGUGUCAAGGUCAAGGUCACUGCAGUGCAGCCCACACCAUUGCCAACGUCAGGCAACUUUUCGGAUCCCGAUGCUACGGCAACUGGUCACGAAAAUCGUGCGACCAGCGAUUUCGGAGGAUUUGGAGAGGUCCAUAUUACCGCAGUCUACGAGAAGCACACAAUCUCUCCAUGGACACUAAAAGAAGUUCAGCCCUUCCGCCAGCUAUUAGAAUUGUUGCUGAGUUGUGCUGAUCGCAGAUUCAAUCAUGCCUCGAAACGUAUGGAGGCUGGUAAGAAUCCUUGCGAGCAACGUCGACCAGCCCGCUCCCGCUAUAACGAUAGCUCCGGUCCGGAGGCAACCGAGCACCUUGAAGAGCUAAUCAAAGCCUGUCAUGCGGAAAAUAUGAGGAGGAGCAAAGUGACCGAAACGAAACCCGACACACUUGAUAAAGCUGGAGGUGUUUGCGAUACGUCUCGCCCAGCUGGAGAAGGACAUAAAAAAGAAAAUAAACACAGUGAACAGGAUGACAAUGAGUGGCAGAAAGAAGGAGGCAGGAUCGGUUUCACUAAAAGGGACGAACUAAAGGAAAAGAGGACAGUUGAAGGAAUCAAGACUGGAGUAAGAAAUGGGGAACCUGCAGCUGAGGUUAAAACGUGGAACAACCGGGAUAAAUUGUAA